Messenger RNA from Phyllostomus discolor (pale spear-nosed bat), 1508 nucleotides. It is a transcript of the gene STK16, whose product is annotated as serine/threonine kinase 16. The transcript is spliced from 8 exons. Gene Ontology annotation, biological process: protein phosphorylation. Bases 190 to 1176 code for a protein of 328 amino acids. Gene Ontology annotation, molecular function: ATP binding; protein serine/threonine kinase activity. Gene Ontology annotation, cellular component: cytoplasm; Golgi apparatus. The record is from RefSeq and is a predicted model, not a curated record. Lineage: Eukaryota; Metazoa; Chordata; Mammalia; Chiroptera; Phyllostomidae.
GGAUACUGCGGGCUGUUACGCAGGCGCGGAAUGAUGACACAACCACUGCUUCCGGUCCCUGGCGCUUCCCUCCUGCCCAAGCCAGCAUGAUCCGGCGGGGCCCCAGCGCAUCCCCUGGGAGAGCGCAGUCAAUCUGGACGAACCCAUUGGCAGCCUCAGACCGCCCUUGAGGAGGAUGACUGAGACAUUAUGGGCCACGCGCUGUGUAUCUGCUCUCCGGGAACUGUCAUCAUUGACAAUAAGCGCUACCUCUUCAUCCAGAAACUGGGGGAGGGUGGGUUCAGCUAUGUGGACCUAGUGGAGGGGUUACAUGACGGACACUUCUACGCCCUGAAGCGAAUCGUGUGUCACGAGCAGCAGGACCGGGAGGAGGCCCAACGAGAAGCAGACAUGCAUCGCCUCUUCCAACACCCAAACAUCCUUCACCUCGUGGCUUAUUGUCUGAGGGAGCGGGGCACUAAACAUGAGGCCUGGCUGCUGCUACCCUUCUUCAAGGUCAGAAAGUCUCCUGGCUGUGGAGGGGUUGCAACAGAGCCACCAACCAAGAGCUAUGUGAGCAGUCAAAGAGGUACGCUGUGGGACGAGAUAGAGAGGCUGAAAGACAAAGGCAACUUCUUGACCGAAGAGCAAAUCCUUCAGCUGCUGCUGGGUAUCUGCAGAGGUCUCGAGGCCAUUCAUGCCCAGGGUUAUGCCCACAGGGACCUGAAGCCCACCAACGUCUUGCUUGGAGAUGAGGGGCAGCCGGUUUUAAUGGACUUGGGUUCCAUGAAUCAAGCACAGAUCCAUGUGGAGGGCUCCCGCCAGGCUCUGGCUCUGCAGGACUGGGCAGCCCAGCGGUGCACCAUUUCCUACCGGGCCCCGGAGCUGUUCUCCGUGCAGAGUCAGUGUGUCAUCGAUGAGCGGACUGACGUCUGGUCUCUAGGCUGUGUGUUAUAUGCUAUGAUGUUUGGAGAAGGCCCUUAUGACAUGGUGUUCCAGAAGGGUGACAGUGUGGCCCUGGCUGUGCAGAACCAGCUCAACAUCCCACAGAGCCCCAGGCAUUCUUCAGCAUUGCGGCAGCUGCUGGCCUCAAUGAUGACUGUGGACCCCCAGCAGCGCCCUCACAUUCCUGUCCUCCUCAGUCAGUUGGAGGCACUGCAACCCCCACCUCCAGGCCAGCACACUACCCAGAUCUGACCAAACCAGUGGCCACGUCGAGGUGGCCCCUGUGCCUUGGAACAAGUCUGCCAUCCCUCACUGGAAGCUCUGUUCUUUCUGUCCAGGCCUGCUCUCCUAUGGUUGGGGGCAGGGGGUUGGGGAGAGUCAGCUCGGUCUUCCCUCUCGGCUGUGUUCUCUUACCCCCAGAACAACUGGACAGGGCACCUGAGUUGGGGUGGGUGAGGGUGGGUAUGGGGAAAGGGAAACUGGAAGAAUACAGUAAAGGCUCCGAGCAGGACUGCGGAACUUACAUCAUGGUCUGCCUCCAAGUCUGGGAGCAGGAGAAUGUGUAAAUAAAAGAAUAAAGUGAG